AUGAUUGAGGAUAACCACUCCUUGACAACAGAAUUUAUCCUCACAGGAUUUAGUAAUCACCCAGAGCUGAGGACCAUUCUGUUUCUGGUGUUCCUUACUAUCUACCUGAUCACCAUGGUGGGAAACCUUGGUCUUGUGGCACUGAUAUUUGCUGAGUCUCGUCUUCACACACCAAUGUACAUCUUUCUGGGUAACCUUGCUCUGAUGGAUUCCUGUUGUUCCAGUGCCAUCACCCCCAAGAUGCUACAGAACUUCUUUUCUAAGGACAGAAUCAUUUCCCUCUAUGAAUGCAUGGCACAAUUUUAUUUUCUCUGCCUGGCUGAAACUACAGACUGCUUUCUCCUAGCAGCAAUGGCCUAUGAUCGCUAUGUGGCCAUCUGCAACCCACUGCAGUACCACACCAGGAUGUCAAACAAACUCUGCCUUCAAAUGAUUACAGGAGCCUAUAUAGCCGGAAACAUGCAUCCCAUGAUUCAAAUAGGGUUUCUGUUUAGGUUAACUUUCUGUAAGUUUAAUCAAAUUAAUCACUUCUUUUGUGAUGUUCUUCCAUUGUUCAGACUCUCCUGUAUUGACCCUUAUAUCAAUGAAAUGAUGUUAUUUAUCUUGGCUGGGUCAAUUUUAACCUUCUCUAUCACCAUAGUAAUAAUCUCUUAUCUUUUUAUCCUUUUCACAAUUUUCACAAUGAAAUCCAACAAGGGCAAAGGCAAAGCCUUAUCUACUUGUGCAUCCCACUUUCUCUCUGUCUCCAUAUUCUAUGGUUCUCUUCUCUUCAUGUAUGUUGGACCAAAUUCAGGUAAUGAAGGAGAUAAAGAUAUUCCUGUUGCUAUUUUUUAUACUCUAGUUAUUCCUUUAUUAAACCCUUUUAUUUAUAGCUUAAGAAACAAGGAAGUAAUAAAUGUUACCAAAAAAAUCAUGAAGAUCUACUCUGUCUUCCAGUAUAGUGAUUCACUCCUCUGUGUCAUUUAG
This is a messenger RNA of Phacochoerus africanus (Common warthog), 966 nucleotides long. Its product is annotated as olfactory receptor 5K3-like. Gene Ontology annotation, biological process: sensory perception of smell; G protein-coupled receptor signaling pathway. The record is from RefSeq and is a predicted model, not a curated record. Gene Ontology annotation, cellular component: membrane. Bases 1 to 966 code for a protein of 321 amino acids. Lineage: Eukaryota; Metazoa; Chordata; Mammalia; Artiodactyla; Suidae. The transcript has 2 exons. Gene Ontology annotation, molecular function: G protein-coupled receptor activity; odorant binding; olfactory receptor activity.